Molecule: messenger RNA, 2786 nt
Organism: Ochotona princeps (American pika)
Lineage: Eukaryota; Metazoa; Chordata; Mammalia; Lagomorpha; Ochotonidae
Gene: DLGAP5
Product: DLG associated protein 5
Exons: 19
Coding region: 6-2543 (845 amino acids)
Biological process (GO): mitotic spindle organization; kinetochore assembly; signaling
Cellular component (GO): cytoplasm; spindle pole centrosome; nucleus
Molecular function (GO): microtubule binding
Source: RefSeq, a predicted model, not a curated record
UAAGAAUGGUACUGGAAUCCGAGAUGUCUUCAUCACUUUUUGCCAGUCGACACAGAAAGGAUUUAAGUACUGAAAUGAUUAGAACUAAACUUGCUCAUAGGAAAUCAUUGUCUCAAAAAGAAAACAGACAUAAGGAAUAUGAACGAAAUAGGCAUUUUGGUUUGAAAGAUGUCAACAUUCCAAUCUGGGAAGGUAGAACUCUCGUUGAGUUAGAAGAGUCUUCUCAAGAUCUUGUUCCAGAAAAGUCCAGUGUGAAGCCAAGGUCAAUGAAAACUAUUCUAGGAGAUCAACGUAAACAAAUGCUCCAAAAAUACAAAGAAGAAAAACAGCUUCAAAAAUUGAAAGAGCAGAGAGAGAAAGCUAAACGAGGAGUAUUUAAAGUAGGUCUUUAUAGACCUGUUAACCCUGGUUUUCUUUCAUCAAAUCAGAGUGCUAUGAAAACUGAGCCAAAAAAGGCUGUUCCACCUUUGCGAAUACCAAGGUUAAAGGCAAAAGACGAGAUGGAGCAGCCUAAGAUUGCUAAUGGCAGUAUUGCUCGGGCUGUUCAACCUGGUCAAAAGCCUGCUUCUGAAAAGAAAGUGCUGGACAAAGAGCGAGCAGUUGUGCGGCCUGCCCUGCCCACAUCAGUGAGGAUGACACGGUCAGCCACUCGAGCAGCAAACCAGGUUGUCAAAACAGUCUCGGCCACCACAAGAAAGCCAGGUGCAAGAGCCACUAAUGAUAAUGAACCAGAAAAAAAAGCACCAAUUAAAGGAAGACCUGCUAAAAGUACAGAAACAAACCCUGGCACGGUCAUUUAUCUCAAAGUUGAUAAUGCAGAAAAUACAUUGGAUGCACAAAACAGUACAACAAACGGAAUGGACCAAGAUGAAGUUUUGUCAAAAAUGGAAAAUGUACCCAAGACAAAUCUUGCAAAAACAAAAAGGAAAGCUUCGUUUGCACCUAAAGAUUUUAUGUUCCAGCCGCUGGAUGGCCUGCAGACUUACCAAAUAAAACCCAUGACUCCCAGAAGUGCUAAUGCGUUCUUAACACCCAGUUACACCUGGACCCCUUUAGAAGGAAAAGUUGAUAAAACUGAAGCAGCAAAAGAAAAUUUGGCUCAAAAAUGUGGAACUUGCUCAGUGAAGAGUGUACAUCAAGAUUCAGCUAGCUCUUGGCGUCCUUUAGGUUCUCUGACAGAUUUGAAUGAAGAUCAUGUCUCAAAUCAAAAAGAAGCUACUACUGAAAAUUCAAAUGACCUUCCAAUAAAAGAUGUCUCAUCGCUUGACAUAAGUGAUCAUAUAUCUCAGCCACAGCAUGACGUGCCAUAUUUCAGAAAUAUCCUUCAGUCGGAAACUGAGAAAUUAACAUCACGCUGCCUUGAGUGGGACAGAAAGCUUGAAUUGGAAAUUCCAGAAGAUGCUAAAGAUCUUAUUCGCACAACAGUUGGUCAGACAAGGCUGCUCAUGAAGGAAAGGUUCAAGCAGUUUGAAGGACUGGUAAACGAUUGUGAAUAUAAACGAGGGGAAAAGGAGACAACCUGUACAGACCUGGAUGGGUUCUGGGAUAUGGUCAAUUUUCAGAUAGAAGAUGUAAACCAAAAAUUUAAUAAUCUGACCAAACUGGAAGAAUCUGGGUGGCAAAACACUAACAAUAAUGCAAGUAAAAAAGUCUCUCGGCAAAAAGCUGUCCCAAAAGUAACUGUUAAACCAAAACAAGAUGAUAGUGGAAAAAUUGCAGCCAAAAAUCGUCUAGCUGCCAUAAAAAAUGCAAUGAGAGCACGAAUUAAGCAAGCGGAACGUAGUGAGGCAACAGCCUCAGUGAUACCAACAGAAGUUGACACAAUUGUGUUUGAUGCUGGAUUUUUCAGAAUUGAGAGCCCCGUUAAAUCAUUCUCAGGACUUUCGAUCUCUUCAGAUCGGCAUUCUGAAAGGCUGGGAACACCUAGAUAUGUCAGCAAAGCUGGGUCUCAGAGCUGGGCUGACACGAACCUUCUGACCCAGGAUGUGUCCACGGAGGACAAAGCUUCUCAGGCCACCAGCCAAGAUCAUGCCGAAGAGAGGCAUACUGUGUGUGCUGACGUUUCUGAAAGCAGAGACCAAGUAGUAGAAGAUUCUCAGUGUCCCAGAUCACAAGGUUUUGUUGAAAUAAGCCAUGAUGUAAAUAAGAUAAAUUUGGAGAUGGAUUGUUUAUCCAGAGUAAGUUUGUCUCUUCAUGUUGGUGAAGGAGCAGAUGAUAUUAAUGCGAAUAGAAAUGAAGAAAUGAAAGUAAACGCUCCAGUGGUUCUACAGGACAUUUUGAUGACUAGCCCUGGAAAAAUUAUGCCAUCAUUAAAUAACAUGUCGCCAGAAGAAACUCAAGUUUCUCAUUCAGUACUGUUUGAUAAUAGAAGUCUCACUACUGAACACUAUCUUCUUAAUUCACCAAGUGUGAACUGCAGCCAUCCGUACACUCCGAUAGAGAGGAGGCCUCUGGAUCAUGGCCGACACGUCUCCUUUGGGGGUAACCUGAUUGCCUUUUCCCCUCUGAGGCCCGUCGGUGCUGAGCAGCCAGAGGAACUCUGAGUUCAAAAGUAAAUCCGAACAUUUUCCUUCACCUUAUCAGUGCUGUGAUAUAUUCUUCAAUGAUGAAAAUUUGUAGAAUAUAUAUUUGUGUUUAUUUCUGUUUGAUUCACUAUAUAGUGUCAAAUAAUGGGUUAAUAUUCUGUAUUUCUCAAACUGUGUUGUAGAUAUAUUUCAGUGGAUAGUGGAACAUUUUAUACAUUAAACAUGCAGAAUAAAAAGUAUUAUGCAUUGCCUCUUGUUUAA